This is a messenger RNA of Lachancea thermotolerans CBS 6340, 591 nucleotides long. RefSeq names its product holo-[acyl-carrier-protein] synthase (gene PPT2). Gene Ontology annotation, molecular function: holo-[acyl-carrier-protein] synthase activity; magnesium ion binding. Bases 1 to 591 code for a protein of 196 amino acids. NCBI's taxonomy places the organism in Eukaryota, Fungi, Ascomycota, Saccharomycetes, Saccharomycetales, Saccharomycetaceae. The record is from RefSeq and is a predicted model, not a curated record. The transcript has a single exon.
AUGCCUAUGAAGAGAAUCAGCAGCAGGCUGCUCAACAAGAGAAUGCUUCUUCUUCCCGCUACACUCGCAAUACCCCCACAUGCCGCCAUGCUAGGCAUUGGCACCGACAUUGUGUAUCUGCCGAGAUUCGCGAAAAUCGUGGAGAAACACGCGCCAGUUGGACAAAGCACUACGUUCCGUAAAAUUGCGACCAAAUUUAUGCACCCCGAGGAGGUCCGUCACUUGUACCAGAUGCUCCAACUGGGAUACAAUUCUCCUAGUGUCGUGCGAUAUCUUGCAGGCGUAUGGGCUACAAAAGAAGCGAUCUUCAAAAGCCUUGCCGCUCAGAGGCUCGAAAUUCCCCUUCUUCCAGCUCAAAAGAUCUACACUCAAGUAUUUUACAAGACCAACGAACAGGACGGGGCGCCCCGAGUCGAGUUCGACAGUUCUAUAGAGCGCUUGCACCCCGAAUUCGCCAGAGCCUACAUUGCAAACACUAGAUUCGUGCUUAGCAUAGCACAUGAUGAGGAUUACCUAGUGAGCUUUGUUUGCCACAUUCGGGGCCAAGCUGCGGAAAACGUAGUCCAAAAAACGCCUCGGCCGUUCUCAUAA